AUGGAGGGUAACAGAAGCACGCAGGUAAGUUCGGAUGUCGGGGUCUCGUCCUCUGAACAUCCGCACAGGGCAGCUCUGAUACUGGCGCGCGGCGGCAGCAAAGGAAUCCCGCUGAAGAACAUCAAGAAUCUGGCCGGUGUUCCACUCAUCGGAUGGGUUCUGAGAGCUGCCUUGGAUUCAGAAGCACUUGACAGCGUGUGGGUGUCCACCGAUCACGAUGAGAUUGAGCGGGUCGCUCAUAUCUGGGGUGCAAAAAUUCACCGACGCAGUCUUGAAGUUUCCAAAGAUUCCUCCAGCUCUCUGGAGACCAUCCAGGAGUUCAUCCGACUGAGACCUGAGGUGGACAUUGUCUGUCAUAUCCAGGCUACAUCUCCAUGCUUGCACCCUUAUCACAUCAGAGAAGCCCUACAGAUGAUCACGGAACAUGGUUAUGACUAUGUGUUUUCAGUGGUGCGCAGACACCUGUUUCGCUGGGAGGAGGGGAACAAGGAAGAGGGUAAGAAUACCACCCCUCUGAACAUUGAUCCAGCAUGCAGACCUCGACGCCAAGACUGGCCUGGGGAACUCUACGAAAAUGGCUCUUUCUACUUCAGUAAGAGGGAAAUCUUGGAAAAUGGAAUGCAAAAGUUGGGAAAGGCCGGCUACUAUGAAAUGCUGCCUGAACACAGCGUUGAUAUCGAUGUGGAUAUAGACUGGCCUGUCGCUGAGCAGAGAGUUCUGAGGUUUGGUUAUUUUGGUCGAGAGAUUACACCUGAGAUCAGUCUGUUUCUGUGUAAUGUGUCUGGCUGUUUGACAAAUGGUCAGAUAUACACAUCGGUUUCAGGACAGGAGGUUGUUGCCAUCAAUGCUCGAGAUCUCACAGGCAUACAGAUGCUGCGGAGGCAAGAUAUAGAGGUGAUCCUUGUAUCUAAUAUUGAGGACCCAGUACCCAGGGCUCUACUGGAGAAGAUUGCCCAGCAGACUGGCUGUGGCUUCAAGUUUGGGAUGACGCAGAAAGUGCUUGAAGUGGAGCAUCUGAUGAAAAAAAAGAAACUGCGGUGGGAAGAGGUGGCCUUCAUGGGUGCAGAAUCUGAAGAUGUAGAGGUCCUGUCACUGGUGGGACUGAACGCAGUUCCCUGUGAUGCACCUGUGACAAGUCUAAUUGCUGCUAAAUACACCUGUCAAAGGUCAGCAGGUUACGGAGCAGUUCGUGAGUUUGCGGAGUACAUUCUGCAAUUAAAGAAGAAGACAAUGUGCCAGAAGGACCAGGAUCGUAUUGACAGGAAUAAUUUCUAG
This is a messenger RNA of Xyrauchen texanus (razorback sucker), 1275 nucleotides long. Its product is annotated as N-acylneuraminate cytidylyltransferase B-like. The coding region runs from base 1 to 1275 and encodes 424 amino acids. The record is from RefSeq and is a predicted model, not a curated record. Gene Ontology annotation, molecular function: N-acylneuraminate cytidylyltransferase activity. The transcript has 8 exons. NCBI's taxonomy places the organism in Eukaryota, Metazoa, Chordata, Actinopteri, Cypriniformes, Catostomidae.